Molecule: messenger RNA, 2453 nt
Organism: Gastrolobium bilobum
Lineage: Eukaryota; Viridiplantae; Streptophyta; Magnoliopsida; Fabales; Fabaceae
Product: pentatricopeptide repeat-containing protein At5g50390, chloroplastic
Exons: 1
Coding region: 210-2321 (703 amino acids)
Biological process (GO): RNA modification
Molecular function (GO): RNA binding; zinc ion binding; protein binding
Source: RefSeq, a predicted model, not a curated record
AGGUUCCUAAGAAUUAACUACCAAACCUAACCUACCUGUUCUAAAUCUGGGCGGAAACGUCGAUGUGGGUGAUGCCGACUCGUUCCAACUCUCACCUUCUUCCACUCUUCACGUUAUUCACAUUCACAUUCAAAUUCAAACCCUCUUCUUCAGCACUAUGAAAUGAAGAAGGCACCAUUGCUUAUUCACCACAAUUGUUAUUGGCAACAAUGGAAAUUCCACUCUCCCGUUACCAAACCUUCUCGUUCGACCAGUUCCAAAACCCUUGUCGAUUUUCCUUUCUGGGUUCUUCCUAUUCCCGGAACUUUUCCUAUUCCUUCUUUGGGCGCUGUUUAGCCUUAAAGGUGAGGAAUUGGAGCAACCCCUUUUUCCGGAUUUGUUGUUCUUCCUCCAUGGAACAACGGCUGCGACCCAAACCCGAGAAAAUUGAGUAUGAGGAUAGACGAGUGCAAGUUUUGGAUGAUACCCAGAUCAGGAAAUCAUUCUCUUCUGGGCUCUGUAGUCAGAUAGAGAAGUUGGUUUUGUGUAAUAGGUACCGGGAGGCAAUGGAGUUGUUUGAAAUUUUGGAACAUGAACAUGAUGGUUCUGAUGUGGGUAGUAGCACAUAUGAUGCUUUGGUGAAUGCUUGUCUUGGUUUGAGAUCGAUUAGAUGCGUUAAGAGGGUGUUUAAUUAUAUGAUCAGUAGUGGGUUUGAACUUGAUUUGUAUAUGAUGAACAGGGUUUUGCUUAUGCACGUGAAGUGUGGUCUGAUUAUUGAUGGACGCAAGCUGUUUGGUGAAAUGCCGGAGAGAGACACAGUUUCCUGGAUGACUAUGAUUGGUGGUCUUGUGGAUUCUGGGAAUUAUCCUGAGGCUUUUAGGUUGUUUUUAUGUAUGUGGGAAGAGUUUAACGAUGGCAGAUCUCGCACUUUUGCCACCAUGGUUCGGGCAUCGGCUGGAUUGGGUCUUAUUCAGGUGGGCAGACAAAUUCAUUCCUGUGCUUUGAAAAAAGGGUUGGCUGAGGAUAAUUUUGUGUCUUGUGCAUUGAUUGACAUGUACAGCAAGUGUGGUAGCAUUGAAGAUGCCCAAUGUGUAUUUGAUCAAAUGCCGGAGAAGACCACUGUAGCAUGGAAUUCCAUAAUUGCUGGCCAUGCACUUCAUGGUUAUAGUGAGGAAGCUCUUUGUAUAUACUUUGAUAUGCGUGAUAGUGGUGCUAAAUUGGACCAUUUUACUAUUUCAAUAGUGAUAAGAAUUUGUGCAAGAUUGGCAUCAUUUGAACAUGCAAAACAAGCUCAUGCUGCAUUAGUUCGUCAUGGUUUUGGCACAGAUAUAGUGGCCAACACAGCACUUGUUGACUUCUAUAGUAAAUGGGGUAGGAUGGAAGUUGCUCGAAAUGUUUUUGACAGGAUGCGCCGCAAGAAUGUUAUAUCUUGGAAUGCAUUGAUUGCUGGAUACGGUAAUCAUGGUCAGGGGGAAGAGGCAAUAAAAAUGUUUGAGCAGAUGCUUCGAGAAAGGAUGAUUCCAAAUCAUGUCACUUUCCUCGCUGUAUUAUCUGCUUGUAGCUAUUCAGGAUUAUUUGAACGAGGUUGGGAGAUUUUUCACUCUAUGAGUAGAGAUCACAAGGUUAAGCCCAGAGCAAUGCAUUAUGCAUGUAUGAUUGAACUUUUAGGUCGAGAGGGGUUACUAGAUGAGGCUUUUGCACUAAUAAGAAGUGUUUCUUUCGAACCAACAACAAAUAUGUGGGCAGCAUUGCUGACAGCAUGCAGAAUGAAUGAGAAUUUAGAGCUUGGGAAGUUUGCAGCUGAAAAACUUUACGGGAUGGAGCCUGAAAAACUGUGUAAUUAUGUAGUACUUCUGAAUAUAUACAACAGUUCUGGCAAAUUGAAGGAAGCUGCUGGUGUUUUACAGACGUUAAAGAAAAAGGGUUUAAGAAUGCUUCCAGCUUGUAGCUGGAUUGAAGUCAAGAAACAGCCAUAUUACUUCCUUUGUGGAGAUAAAUCUCACACCCAAACAAAAGAAAUAUACCAAAAAGUGGACAACCUGAUGGUCGAGAUAUCUAGACAUGGUUAUGUUGUGGAGGACGAAACUUUGCUUCCUGAUGUGGAUGAAGAGGAACAGCGCAUUCUAAAAUACCAUAGUGAAAAGUUGGCAAUAGCUUUUGGCCUGAUCAACACUCUAGAUUGGACACCUUUGCAAAUUACUCAGGGCCAUCGUGUAUGUUUUGACUGCCAUAAUGCAAUUAAACUUAUAGCCAUGGUUACAGGACGAGAAAUUGUUGUAAGAGAUGCUAGUAGAUUUCACCAUUUUAGAAAUGGGAGUUGUUCUUGUGGCGAUUAUUGGUGAUGAUGACAAAAUUGUGUCAUUCUAGUCACAGAUACCUGUAAACUGAGUAGAGCUUCUUGUUAACUCACCCCCUCCCCUUGCCCCCAAACUUAGCCUCACUUUUGAUUAGGAUACAAUUCUACAAUACGUGUA